Messenger RNA from Yamadazyma jaroonii, 864 nucleotides. NCBI's taxonomy places the organism in Eukaryota, Fungi, Ascomycota, Pichiomycetes, Serinales, Debaryomycetaceae. The record is from the annotation of a GenBank genome assembly.
AUGAGUGAUUUGGUAGUUAUUACAGGAUGUUCUUCAGGUAUUGGACAUGCAAUUGCAUUGGAAUUUGCAAAGAAAGGUUAUAAAGUGAUUGCUGGUGCAAGAAGACUUGAUCCUAUGAAAGAUUUGAUCGAAUAUGGAGUUGAAAUAGUUAAGUUAGAUGUUACCAAGAUGGAAGAUAUCCAAUCGUUAAAGGACUUGAUUGAAUCCAAAUAUGACAGUAAGGUGAAGUACUUGUUCAAUAAUGCAGGCCAACCAUGUACUUUCCCUGCAGCUGAUGUCAAAGAUGAAGAUAUGAAACAAUGUUAUGAGGUGAAUGUUUUCGGAUGUAUUAGACUUACAAGAGAAUUGAUGAAUUAUAUCAUUAAUACCAAAGGAACUAUUGGAUUCACAGGAAGUGUAAGCGCUUUAGCACCAUUCCCAUUUUCUGCCAUUUAUUCUUCUACCAAAGCUGCUAUUCAUUCCUAUGCUAAUACUUUAGCCUUUGAAUUAGAACCUUUUGAUGUUAAGGUGAUUAAUAUUGUAACCGGAGGAGUUAAGACCAAUAUUGCUGAUGUUAGACCUCUUUAUCCCGAUUCCAGAUAUCAAGUGGAAGGUAUUGAAUUGGUGAUGGAUAAAAGAAGAGAAAUGGCAGUAAGAAAUAACCCUAUGACAGCUGAAGAAUAUAGUAGAAAAGUAGUUCAUGAUUUUGAAACUUCAAAAUUAGGAGUUGUUAACCGUUAUAGAGGGAAAAUGGCUAGUUUCUUCUGGUUUGCACUGAUAUUCAUUCCAAGAUUUGUCCUUUUGAGAGCUUUCAGAAAGAGAUUUGCCUUAACUGACUUAUGGGCUACUCUUAGGAAACUUGUUAGUAAAAGAAAGCUCGAGUAA